UUCGAUGAAGUCCAAGUUAUUGAUAUAUGGAUGGCGCAUUUGGUGUCAUGCAUGUCUCAGAACUCUUUGCCUAACCCUAGGGAGAAUGCCUCGUGUGAAAGCAGCUCAGGCCGGAAGGCAGGGCCCCGGAAAGAGACGUCUUGCAGAACAGUUUGCGGCUGGGGAGAUAAUCACCGACAUGUCAAAAAAGGAGUGGAAACUGGGAUUACCCAUUGGCCAAGGUGGCUUUGGGUGUAUAUAUCUUGCUGAUAUGAAUUCUUCAAAAUCCGUGGGCAGCGAUGCACCCUGUGUUGUCAAAGUGGAACCCAGUGACAAUGGACCUCUUUUUACUGAAUUAAAGUUCUACCAGCGAGCUGCCAAACCAGAGCAAAUUCAGAAAUGGAUUCGUACCCAUAAACUGAAGUACCUGGGUGUUCCUAAAUAUUGGGGGUCUGGUCUACACGAUAAAAAUGGAAAAAGUUACAGGUUUAUGAUAAUGGAUCGCUUUGGGAGUGACCUUCAGAAAAUAUAUGAAGCAAAUGCCAAAAUGUUUUCUCGGAAAACUGUCUUGCAGCUAAGCUUAAGAAUUCUGGAUAUUCUGGAGUAUAUUCACGAGCACGAGUAUGUGCACGGAGAUAUCAAGGCUUCCAAUCUUCUUCUGAGCUGCAAGAAUCCUGACCAGGUGUACUUGGUAGAUUAUGGCCUUGCUUAUCGAUACUGCCCGGAAGGAAUCCACAAAGAAUACAAAGAAGACCCCAAAAGAUGUCACGAUGGCACUAUUGAGUUCACCAGCAUCGACGCGCACAAUGGCGUGGCCCCGUCGAGACGCGGUGACUUGGAAAUCCUUGGCUACUGUAUGAUCCAGUGGCUUAGCGGCCAUCUUCCCUGGGAGGAUAAUUUGAAAGAUCCUAACUAUGUUAGAGAUUCCAAAAUUAGAUACAGAGAAAAUAUUGCAGGUUUGAUGGACAAAUGUUUUCCUGAGAAAAAUAAGCCAGAUGAAAUUGCUAAAUACAUGGAAACAGUGAAAUUAUUGGACUAUGUCGAAAAGCCUCUUUAUCAAAAUUUACGAGAUAUUCUUUUGCAAGGACUGAAAUCUAUAGGGAGUAAGGACGAUGGCAAACUGGAACUCAGCGUUGCGGAGAACGGAGGUUUGAAAGCAAAAACUGCAACAAAGCGGAAGAAGGACGUGGAGGAGCGCACGGAGUCCAGCGUGGAAGACAUGGACUGCUGCCCGGCGCCGGCGGAGGAGGCUAUGCGGACUCGAAGUGAGGCGUCCCGAGGAGCAGUACACGGAAGCAUGUCUCAGCCAGAGGCUAGCGGCAGCGGCUACGACUGAGUGGGAGCGAGACUGAGGAGCAUUUACAAAGACAGAGUCACAUUCUUCCUUAAAGAAAUCCCUUAAAUUCUACAACUGGCUGUUUUAGUUUAGGAAGCCCUACAUUGUUCUAGUAAGGUCGAUACCCGUUUAGAGCAAAGCGAAUUCACAGCUAUGCAGGAGGAGGACUCGGUCUCUCCAGGCUGCCUGGGGUCGUGGUCACUUUGCCUAGUGAGCAUCAGAGGUAUUUGUUUUGAUACAUAAUGAUUUUAAGUUUGGCUAUAACUAUAAAAAAUGUUUUUUAUACCUAAGAAUUUAACUUAAGGUCCUUCUAUUGAUAGUUUUUACUGUGAGAGUAUUUUUGUUCUAUUUAUUAAUGACAAGAGAAGAGAGUGGAUCCCAUCGCUAAUUUAAGAACAAUCCAGAUUUUUUUUGAUUAAACAAAGAAGAUAAAGAGUAAUCAGAUUCUCCCUUAUUCAUAUAAACUCUGAAUUGCUUUACUUAAAUGCUGUCUAUUUUCCUAUUUUCCCAUUGUAAUUCAUUUUCCCCUAAAGUAUAAGGCUAGUUAAGGUAUUUUAGUAUCUAAACAUUCAUUGAUGAGAGAAAUUUUACUUGAGAUGGGAAAGUGUUAUUGCUUUUAGCAAAAAAAAUAAAAGCCAGGAGUGACGAAAACGUA
Molecule: messenger RNA, 1970 nt
Organism: Pteropus alecto (black flying fox)
Lineage: Eukaryota; Metazoa; Chordata; Mammalia; Chiroptera; Pteropodidae
Gene: VRK1
Product: vaccinia related kinase 1
Exons: 13
Coding region: 5-1315 (436 amino acids)
Biological process (GO): peptidyl-serine phosphorylation; signal transduction
Cellular component (GO): nucleus; cytoplasm
Molecular function (GO): protein serine/threonine kinase activity; ATP binding
Source: RefSeq, a predicted model, not a curated record